Liolophura sinensis is the source of this 1563-nucleotide messenger RNA. Its product is annotated as proton-coupled zinc antiporter SLC30A2-like. The transcript is spliced from 9 exons. Gene Ontology annotation, cellular component: plasma membrane. Gene Ontology annotation, biological process: zinc ion transmembrane transport; response to zinc ion. The record is from RefSeq and is a predicted model, not a curated record. The coding region runs from base 56 to 1213 and encodes 385 amino acids. Lineage: Eukaryota; Metazoa; Mollusca; Polyplacophora; Chitonida; Chitonidae. Gene Ontology annotation, molecular function: zinc ion transmembrane transporter activity.
ACACGGAAACGACUCGCACAGGUAGAAACAGGUACAAACUUACACCUGGGUAAAUAUGGAGGAAAAGGGUUCGCUAAUACAAUUAACAGAAUCCAACAGAAGUUACCACAGUAUUGACCCGGAACUGAAUGGUGCUAUCAAUGGUGACGUCAUAAACUCUGGUCAGCAUUGUCAUGGCAACGUCAGCGAGAAGAGGCUUGAUACCAAAGCGCGGAGAACUUUAAUAAUCGCCAGUUUGUUGUGUUUGGUGUUCAUGGUGGGAGAAGCUCUAGGAGGUAUUCUUGGUAACAGCUUGGCCAUUUUGUCAGACGCAGCUCACAUGUUGACGGACUUCGCCAGCUUUAUGAUCAGUCUCUUGGCACUGUACUUAGGAUCGAGGCCAGCAACUAAGAAGUUGAGUUUUGGCUGGUACCGCGCAGAAAUCAUCGGAGCGCUGGUGUCCGUCCUGUUCAUCUGGGUGGUGACGGGAAUCCUGGUGUAUGUGGCCAUUUUGCGGAUUGUAGAGGAAGAUUACGAAAUAGACGCCACGAUCAUGAUGAUUACAGCUGCCUGUGGAGUUGUCGUCAACCUGGUAAUGGGCCUAACAUUACACCAGCAUGCUCACGGUCACGGACACUCCCACAGCUCAGGAGAACACUCCCACAGCUCAGGAGAACACUCUCACGGAGACAGCCACAGUGUGGAGAAUUGUAUAGAAGAGAGUGGUGCUACUCCUAAAGUAAAACACAAGACAAAUGUUAAUGUGCGGGCAGCGUUUAUUCACGUCUUGGGGGACCUCAUACAGAGUGUUGGUGUUCUUAUAGCUUCAUUUAUUAUAUUUUAUAAACCAACAUGGAAGAUAGCAGACCCAAUCUGUACAUUUGUCUUUUCUGCGUUUGUGUUGGUCACAACAAUCACUAUUCUCAGGGACAUUCUCAGGGUGCUCAUGGAAGGUACACCGAAGGGAAUAAGCUUUAGUGAUGUAAAAAUGUCAUUUUAUGCAAUUCAAGGCGUCAAAGAAGUGCAUAAUUUGAGAGUAUGGUCGCUCACUAUAUCCAAAACAGCUCUGUCCGCUCAUAUUGCUGUUGAGAAAGGCAUAGAUCCUCAUGCUGUGUUAAAACAGGCAGCUGCCAUGGUACAGAGGAAAUAUGGUAUCACAGAGUCUACACUGCAAAUCGAGGAGUUUGUCAGUGAAAUGUUAGACUGUAAGGAGUGCCAGGAUCCUAAAGAUUGAAAGUGAUCCUUAACUGAACGUUUAGACUAUAGACAGUGUCCGUAUCCAGAGAAGUGAAGAUGAUUCUAAAGUGUCAAGAUCCUAACGAUUGAAAACUGAAAGUGAUCCUUGGUUGAACGUUUAGACUGUAGACAGUGUCCGUAUCCAGAGAAGUGAAGGUGAUCCUAUGUGUCAAGAUCCUAACGAUUGAAAACUGAAAGUGAUCCUUGGCUGAACGUUUAGACUGUAGACAGUGUCCGUAUCCUGAGACGUGAAGAUGAUCCUAAGUGUCAAGAUCCUAACGAUUGAAAACUGAAAGAGAUCAUUUGCGGACGUGAUAGAUAUAGUGUGUCAAUAUCCUAAACCUUCCC